This is a messenger RNA of Phasianus colchicus (ring-necked pheasant), 2258 nucleotides long. Lineage: Eukaryota; Metazoa; Chordata; Aves; Galliformes; Phasianidae. The record is from RefSeq and is a predicted model, not a curated record.
AUGUGCUCGCCGCGCGCGCCCCCUCCCCCACGCACCGGCCACGCGGGGGCGGCGCGCGAACCCCCUUCACCCCCAACUCCCCGCAACCGCCGGACGCGGAGCAGCGCGCCGUGGGGUUGCGUGAUGCCGGCCGGGCUGCGGGGCUGCGCGGUGCUGCCGGCCCGGCUCCACGCGGGGCUGCGCGACCCGGCCGGGCUGAGCCGAACCCGCGGCCUCGGGCUCCGCGCGUGGCUCCGCGCUGUGGGGCCGCACGCCCGGGAUCCCCGCGCACGUGGGGCCGCUCCCGUCCCAACCCCGCGCCGCGGCCACGCGUGGCUCAGGCGCUGCCGACGGAGAGCGCGGCCCCACCGCGGCGGUGAAAACCCCACGAGGAAGAGGCCCCGGCCCGGCUUGGCCUGCGUGCAGCCCGACCCACGGCUCGCCGCGAGGGCCUGCGUGGGGUUGGGGGUCUGCGUGCGGUUAGGUGGGGCUGCGGGCCGGCCCCGCUUUGUGGCCCGGGACCCCGGCCCCGAUUGCAGCCCGCUCCCCGGGGUGAGGGGUCGGUGCGCCUUGGCGGGCGGCCUUCGCAGGAAUGCUAAAAAUGUGCUAAUUGUGCCCUGCCGUGCCUCCCGGAUUAGGGGUAGCCGUCAUUUAGGAAAUAGGAGCGUGGCUCCAUCGAUAGCGAAGGGCUUCGCCCCGCAUCCCCCCGGCCCUCGGGUUCGGUGCGGCGAUCCGGAGGUUCCUGGCAUCGCCCUGAAGUUGGAACAAAAAGGUCCCCAUGGAAACCGGGAGUCAUCUAUCAGUACCGCGUUCGGUACGCCACGAGAAAGGGGCUUUUGUCCCAACGACCUGCAGAAAUUUGGACUCUUUCUACAACUGGAUCGUGUGCGUGCACACACACCAAGAAGAGUCAGAACUAUUGUCCGACCUUUUUCAUGCAGAGGAAAGCUCGGUGAGUUGUGUGGAGCUCUCUGCAGGCAGCAAGGGAAAGAAAUGACAGCCAGAAGCAAGCCAGAGAUGGAUACAAGGGAUGCAUCAUUGUGAAACAGAAAAUCGGUUCUCCAAACAAACUGCUGGAACUGAGUGGAUGGAUGGGGAGAUGUCUGACAGAUUAACAACAUGUAGCUGCUUUCUGAAAACCCUCGGAUAUCUGAAAGCCUUAAGGAGGAGUUCUGCUGGAGUUGCAAAGUGACAGAAUGAAGUCAGUAGCCGAAAUGAUGCUGCAGCCACAUCUGGAGUUUGCUUCAGGUGGAGUGCUUUAACUUUCUGAAAGUGAACCAUUGCACAUCUCAGGGUCGUCUUCAAGAGAAACAGGAGAUGCAGAGGAGUACAUCCAAGAGAAGCACUUUAAUCACUCAGCACAAAUUCACUUUCCCAGCCCCACCUGGAGCAGAACUUUCCCUGCAGUUCCCCCAGCACAGCUCUGUACAUCCAUGCAGAAUUGGACUUACUGAGGGGUUUGCCUUCAUUUCGCCCUCUGCCCACUUUUGGAUGCCCACAUACCUGCAGCCACAUCUCCUGCCCUGCUGCCUUGUCUCUGUUGUACUGCAUUCCGAUGAAAAAUAGACGGAAUGAAAAUUAUUUUCCUCUUGUGAGGACAGAAUAAAUAGAAAUACUUUCAGAUAAUGAUGCAAUUUUUUCCUCAGUAUCACUGAAAAAAUUAACUCGGUUUUGUUUUCUGAAUCGCUCCUCUGUAUUUGCACUUCUCUGUUAAACAGCAACUGAGAACAAACCGAGAAUAAAAGUGGAGAGCAUUUUUAUUACAAAGGAUUUCACCUUUCUGUCAUUUUCGUACUAAAACAGAUCUGAAACUGAUAUUCACCUCUUUAGUUCAAUUUUUGUUUGACUUCAUUGGAGAAACUUUGAUAUAGAAAAACAAGAGAUGGAUAACCUUUGUUUCUCUGCAUUUUGUGUGUGAAAUAUACGUACAAAAUCAACAAAUCCUGUCCUAAAUGAGACCAAUCUACACAUAAAAUGGGAAAUUAUUUGCAAUCAGAAACAAACAGCAAUGGCAUGGAGUUUGAGUCUAUUUUUCUUUCUUUUACAGUAUUGAUUGCUAUAACGAAUAACGUAAUGUUUGCUGUAUAUGAGGGAUCACCUCAUGUCUUUUUAAGAGCUCUUUGACAAUCUUAUAUAGGCAUGUUUGUUAAAACAAAAUGCAAAGUUAGAGAGCAAAAUCUGCUCUGUCUCCUAUUUACUUUUGUAGCUCAGUGGAUAUGUAAAAGUGCUGGAUUCUGCAUUCAGCUUUCAGCAGGCUGAAAUUCAACUUCUGGGCAGCA